Messenger RNA from Notolabrus celidotus (New Zealand spotty), 3912 nucleotides. It is a transcript of the gene esrp1, whose product is annotated as epithelial splicing regulatory protein 1. The transcript has 16 exons. Gene Ontology annotation, biological process: regulation of RNA splicing. Gene Ontology annotation, molecular function: mRNA binding. Gene Ontology annotation, cellular component: ribonucleoprotein complex; nucleoplasm. The record is from RefSeq and is a predicted model, not a curated record. Bases 268 to 2496 code for a protein of 742 amino acids. NCBI's taxonomy places the organism in Eukaryota, Metazoa, Chordata, Actinopteri, Labriformes, Labridae.
GGGAGUCACGUGGUCACACAGGUAGAUGCAAUACAAAAACGGGGAAUGUUCAGCCAUUACUCCGCGAUGGUGACUACGGGAGGCUUCACGUAAAAUCUCCCACGCGACGAAACCCGGAUUUACGAAGCUCACCUUUAUAUGUGUGAAAGUAAAGGUGUUUAUACCUCUCUGCUCCCGCGUGUAAACUCGCCACUGACGUAUCUUCAGUACCUGACCUCUGUUUUGUGAAGUAUUAGAAUAGUUUGUGUGGACUGAGUCUGUGUUCAGAUGACGGCGCAGGUAGACUACCUGGUGGUGGUUUUCACCGCCACAUCUGGCGCGAGCGGAGAGCUGCUGGGUUCUGACGAGAAGGAGCUCGAGCGGUUGGUUUGGCAGCUGGUUGACGUGAAGAACAAAAAGUUUGGCAAGGUGAAUGAGCUCCACAUAAAGCCUGAACUCUCAGACAUGACAGAGGAUAAAGAAGAGGAAGAUGUGGUGGAGGAAAGCGUGGAGGAAGAGCAUGGUUUCAAAGCAGACUGUGUCUUUACGGCCUCGAAUCUUGAGACAGCAUUGAGCCAGUUUCAUCUACAACUGACAAAUGAGGUGAACAGCGCGGGCGCAGGCACGUCGGUGUGUUUGUGUACAGACGGACAGCUCCACAUCCGUCAAGUGAUUCACCCCGAGGCAGCAAGCAAGAACAUCCUGGUCCCCGACUGUUUCUUCUCUUUCAUUGAUCUGCGGAAAGAUUUCAAGAUGCACUUCCCUACAUCUGACCUCAAGGCUCUAAAUGUACACGUCAUGGCAGAGUCUCUAAGUAUACCUGUUGAUGUGCUCCCUAUGUGGGAUCCCUCAGCCACACCGGACCCCUCAGCUAUAUUACCUGCAGAGGUAGCAGUGCAGCAGGUCCAGACAAUGGCCAACAUUGUCCUAGCUCUGCUUUCUGAGCCUUAUAGCCACACGUUUUCUAACCAGGAGAGAGUCAGUGAGAAGUUUGAGACUGGCACUUGCAGUAAGAUGGAGAAAGUGUGCGACAACACAGUGAUCAGAGCCAGAGGGUUGCCAUGGCAGUCCUCUGACCAGGACAUAGCUCGAUUCUUCAGGGGACUCAACAUUGCCAAAGGAGGGGCUGCAUUAUGUCUUAAUGCUCAGGGGAGGAGGAACGGAGAAGCUCUCGUUCGUUUCGUCAGUGAAGAACACAGAGAUCUGGCGCUGCAGAGACACAAACACCAUAUGGGCAACAGAUACAUAGAGGUUUACAAAGCAACAGGAGAGGACUUCCUGAAGAUAGCAGGAGGUACCUCCAAUGAGGUUGCCAUGUUCCUAUCCCGGGAGGACCAGAUCAUAGUGAGGAUGCGAGGUCUUCCUUUCACUGCCACACAUGAGCAGGUGCUCAAGUUCUUCUCCCAGGGGGAGGGGCUUAAAGAAACAUGCCCGGUCAGUGGAGGGAAUGAUGGCAUCCUAUUCGUGCGCUAUCCUGAUGGGCGUCCCACUGGUGACGCCUUUGUUUUGUUUGCCUGUGAGGAACACGCCCAGUGUGCUCUGAGGAAACACAAAGAAAGCUUGGGGAGGAGAUACAUUGAGCUGUUUAAAAGCACAGCAGCCGAAGUCCAACAGGUGUUGAACCGAUACUCAUCGGCCCCUCUGAUCUCUGUGGCCCCUGCCCCCUUGGUGUCAGUGUUGCCCACAGUGUCUCUCCUGCCCCCUCCUGGUGGGCUCAGGGACUGUUUAAGGCUGAGGGGGCUACCAUACACUGCCAGCAUAGAGGACAUCCUCACCUUCCUGGGCGAGUUUACACAGGAUAUCAGACCACAUGGCGUGCACAUGGUCCUCAACCAGCAGGGUCGCCCAUCAGGUGACUGCUUCAUCCAGAUGACCUCAGCAGAGCGAGCAAUUCAGGCCUCGCAGCGGCUCCAUAAGCAUGUGAUGUCCAGCCAGCGAGGGGCAAACAGCCGCUAUGUGGAGGUGUUCCCCUGCAGCGCAGAAGAGAUGGGCCUGGUGCUGAUGGGAGGCUCGCUGUCACACACACUUACACACACACACAACCGGAGCAGAAGUGGGACAGGGCUCAGCCCGCCGCCAUGUAAGUCCAGACGUUUAUCUCCAAACUCCUACCCCUUCGCCCCCGCUCCACCUGUCCUGCCCACGGAGGCUGCUGCUGCCCUUUACCCUCCCAUUGGUCAAGUGCUGCUUACCCCGCGCCCCCUGCCUCCAGGACAUGCCUACUACCCUGCUUCAGCUCAGCUAUACAUGAACUACACAGCCUACUACCCCAGUCCACCUGGCUCACCUACCACUGUAGGUUUCUUCCCCUCCCCCUCCUCCCUCUCCACCCCUGGGGGGUUGAUGCGCAUGCCAGGUCUGACCUACAACAGUGCCGGAGUUAAAGACCUCAUUAACGCAGUGCAGGGUUACCAGUAUGCCCCCGAGGAUGCUCUUAUGCACGCUCAUGGGCCUGUGCACGCUCACGACCCGACUGGGACAUUGCUUACGCAGCCCAAAGAAUGGGUGUGUAUUUAAAGUGUCUGAGGCAGGUGGCAGAGUCCUGUGGAGUCCGUUUCUCUCCUUAGCAGCGGUCUGAUCGGUCAGUCCAGCGGAGGUGAUGCUCCUCUCAUGUCCCUCCCCGCUCUCAUGACCAAGCCCGGAGGCCAGUACCUGGACCUGACCCUGAUGUAGGGUCACAAAUAUAAAAAAAAAGGUCACAUGACAAUUUGGUAUACGUCAGAGACUUGUAAUGUAUUUUAAGCUUUUUAAAAAAAAUUAGUCUUUUAGAUGUGUUAUUUAUAUCUUUCAGAACAGAAAUUAAUCUAUUUUAUACCAAAAUCAUUGUGGCCUUAGCCAAACAUAGCAGUUUUGUCUUAUAUUGCACAGCGUGUAUUUGAAAAGCUUUAUAGAGAUUUUCUAACAUGUUAUGAUAUUAUAAUCGCUAUGAUAUAUGUGCUAGCCAAACUAGAGAAGAAUGACAAAUUAGAAACUGAGCUAAAUCUUUUUCAGAAGCUUGUCUGUGAAGAGUGAAAGUGUGUGUGUGUGUGAGUGAGUGUGUUUUCAGUGUGAAAGGGAUAAAAGUGAGUAUUAUGCAUGGUUGUGUUGAUGUGUCUUUAUACUUCAUUGCAGAACACUGUUUGUGUUUUAUAUACAUUUGAUACAGCACACAGUGAUUGUAUUGGAAGCUUUAGUGCAUGAAGAAGUUAGUAGUUCAACUGUAAGAUGUUUACAUUAUGCCAAAUAUCAAUGCACUGCUAAUCAAUAAGACUACUAAUGCGUGUUAUAGCAGUAUCUUUGUUACACUGUGAGUUUGUCAGUCAUUCUGAUCCUUGCAUCAGGUUUCACUUACAAAAAUGUGACAUCUCACACCUUCCCCUUGUUUCACUCCUCUAUGUGUCAGUGUACAUGUUGUGUAAUGCCAAUGUUGUCUUGCCUUUUGUUUUGGACCAACAUCAGAACAUCAGAACAGAGGACAGUCCUAGCCCUCUGUAACCUAACCACAGAGUUACAUUUAUCAAGAGGACUCAUGUCAAAGCUCUCAGUUUACUGAGUGAAUCUCAGCAGCCAGAGGGGGUUUCUGACAGUUUUUAUUACAUAUUUUACUCCAAAGAUUGAACUGUCCAUCACACUUUCCUUGUCUUCUCUCUACCAUCCACGCUGAUGUCAGGGUAUAGCUCCGUGUAUAAACUUUGCUCCCUGAAGAACUCCCUUUGCCACUUGUCUUAAAACUUAAUCAUCUGGAGAAUAGAUGGAGAGUGGAGAAGGAAAGGAAAUGAAGGACACUUGACAUGUACCGUGUGAACUUAACUGUUUGUGCCCUGCAAAGUUGCAGUUUAGGAUCAAUGUUUCUGUAAAAUUUCCUACCGUAGGACCUCCUGCUGCUCAGGACAUCCUGAUGAAAAGUUAAUAAACAUAAAGUGAAGUCUGUCGGCCUUCACCUGUUUGAUUUCA